Molecule: messenger RNA, 1758 nt
Organism: Drosophila eugracilis
Lineage: Eukaryota; Metazoa; Arthropoda; Insecta; Diptera; Drosophilidae
Gene: vir-1
Product: nardilysin
Exons: 5
Coding region: 129-1412 (427 amino acids)
Source: RefSeq, a predicted model, not a curated record
AACAGAAUCGAAUCUAGUUGCUGGUUCACAACAACUUUUCAAAAACUUUGAACCCCUAAAUCAACAAAUACUAAAAUCUACAAAAGUACCCAGACAUUGUGAGAAACAAAAAAAAAAAUUAAAUAAAAAUGAAGCUGUUAUUCGGAGUGCUGAUGACCACUUUGGCCCUUAGUGGAGUCUUUUCAUUGCCAGCUCGCAACGACCCGCAGGAUGAUGCGGAGGUGAUUAAAGUGCCCUCAAGGCCUCAGCCCGAGGAAUCGGAUUUCCAUAACUUCCGCGGCGUCAUCGAUACGGGCUCUGGUUAUCCCUUCCUCCAGCCAAAUCCUUCCAGCUUCAAUCUGGGCUUCUUCGGUUCCUUCGAUGAUCUCUUCCAUCGUCUGCGCACCCGUCUUUGGCCUGCGAUUGGCAGCGAUUCUGGUGAGGAUGGAGCUUCUCCCAAUGGCGACUCUGAUGAGUCCGGCAGUGGCAAUCCCUUCUCCUUCGCAGUGCGACCCUUGAUUCCCCUGGACUCCAAGAACGCCAACACCACCUCCACUGUUAAGGUGGUUGAUGGUCACAAGGUGGAGAUCAACGAAACGGUAUAUGGUGGUAACAACAGCGUUUUCAAGGUUCGUUUGGUGAACGUGCGUCCCUUGGAGAGUGGCGAGGAGGUGGCUCAGGGUGUGCACACCAGUGGUGGCGACUUUCAGCCUGCUGCUGCUCCCAGCACUUCUGCACCACCGAAGUCCACUAAGUUUGUGGAGGCUGAUGAGGAAGAUGAGGACGAUCGCCGCGAGCCGCUGGAAAAACAGCCCCAGGACAACGAGGUGCGUGACAUCGAUGAGCCCGAGACCACAACAACCAAGAGUUAUACCACACAACCUGACACCAGCUCACCCGCAGACUCCGAUUUCGAAGCAUCUGAUAUCAGUGAGGAAAUAGUGGAGACCCUCUCGGAAGAACAAAAGAAGACGAUGGAUCAGCUGAAGGAAAUGAUGGCAUCCGUGCAAGGGGAGAUUCAACAUCAAGAAGAUUUGGAGAAGGAUCAUCAGGAGGACAAGGAAUACCUAGAAAAUAAAGAGAAGAAGGAGCGCGAAGAAUUCGAUUCCUCAGACGAUGAAGAUGCCGAGGCCACUACUCCCGUCAUCAUGAGCGAAACCUUCAACGAUGAGUGGGCUGAAUUCGACCAGGAUCAAGAUCAAGAUCAAGAUCAUGACCAAGAAUUAGACUUUGGAAACGAUCUGAAUAACGAAAUCGAUAUCGAGGAAAACUUUGUGCCCGUUGACCUGUCCAACGACAUCGCUGUCAACGAUAUGGCUGCCGCAGAUCCCGAUUUCCCCCAUAAUCCCGAUGCCGAGUUCAUUGUGCACCCUUCUGUUGUCAGAACUAUGCCCAUGUUCGAAAAGCUUUCCUUAGCAGAGCCCUCGAAAUGAGGACCCUUUGUCCUUAUCUAGUCUAGGCAUUACCUUUAAUCUUAAGUAAGUAGUCUGUAACACUUCAUCGAGGAUAUCUCUGGGAGAUCCAAAGAAAUCGGCAUUCUCUUCAACCGUAACUUAUCGUAUUUAUUUUGAGAAUAGACAACGAGUAUUAGGUGUGCCUUGUUGCAUUGAAAAUUAUUUAUUUCUAUGUUAAAAUAAAAAUAUAAAAUACUUUAAAGUACUUUUCAAAAAUAAGUUCGCUUUAUUUUACACUACCUUCAAAAAUAUGUAUAAUAUCAUUUCAAAUGCCUUUGGUUAAAAAAUUUUAAUCGUACGAAGAAUAAAUACAACUUGAAGCUUU